AACAGCGAUAAAAUCAUUUCGAGUGCGAGUGAAAUGAUGAACGGUAUUAAUUAAACGAGAUUGACUCGUCGCUCUCGCCGUGGAUUAAAAGCCGGAGAAAGUGUUGUGAUUUUAAAUCGCGGCUGUGUCGCCUGCCUGCCCAUGAAUAACUACUGAGCGACGGACGAGCGGAAGUGGAAGCGUGAUUGGACGGCGGAGCGCGCCCUGCAGUUCGGAGAGCAUUCGCGAGCGAAGCGUGGGAACGUUUCUACUCCGGAUAGUCCGGAUGAGCCGACCUAUGGUGGAGUUCAGAACAGAGGAAUGCUCACCGAUACGUCCACGGCAAACGCACACUCGGUGAAGAACCACUCGCGAAAAUGAGCGCGGCCGUAGAAAACGGCGUGGACGCCUCGAAGCCGCGCGGCGGCGUUUUCUCGAGGGCGUUCGCCAAACGUGCGCAACCCUACGAGGAAGCUCUGAAGACAUUGAAUCGUUUGAACAAGGAAGGUGAGGCGCUUGCCCUUCAAGAUGAUCUCACAACGCACCCCACCUUGGCCUUGAUGCGGCGCAUCCUUGCAGAUGCACAGGCAAAAUUCCGCGUGAUGGUGGAGGAGAACGCAGCAACCGGCGCCCGGCUGGAUGGCGAGCUGGAACGCGCUAGGGGCGAGUGCGCCACACUUCGGGGCGAAUUACGCGACGUUCGUGGCGCCUUACCAAUCGUACUGAAUAAUAACAACGCCGGCAAUGGCAGCUCUAACAGUAACAACAAUUCUGGUACAGCAACCAGUGUUUCCAGUGGCAACGCGAACCCCGGUCAGGAAGCUGAGCCUCAGCAACAGGCACAACAGGAAGAUGGCAAACGGCUUAGCGCUGGCAGCAGCCCCAUCGAGAAGAGAAGCUCGGCCAGUGAUAAAUCCGCCAGUCCCAUUGACAAACGGACUAGCCCGGUAGACAGGAAAGAUAGAACCAGCCCUAUCGAGCGGCGAGCCAGUCCUGUAGAACGAAGAAAUGGCUCCCCCCGCCGAAGGCCCAGCGAGAAAGCUCGCCGACCAUUCGCCCCCGCUUUGGAGAAGACACGGCUGGGAGGGUCCGGGGGAAUUGUGGAUUCUCGAUCGGGGAGCGCCAGCCCGGAUCGAGGAUCAACGACCCGAAGCAGCUUCCUGCACCGUGGUGGCAGCGAUCGUUCCAGCGUGGAACGGCUCCGGAUAUCGGCUAACCGCGACUCCUUGCGAUCCAACAAGGAGAUGAACGACCAUGAUCAAAAGGACGUUGAUAAGGAUCUAGUGGAUGGUGAUGUGCGAGGCGAUGAGGACAAUGAACCUCCUGGACCAGCACCAGGCAGCAGACCAUCAUCCCCAGCUAAUUCCCUCGGAAUCGGCGACCCGGUGGUGGCGUCUAGAUUAUCCAAUAUUCAUGGCGGUGGACACGCGGAGCUGGCCAGUGCCAGAAGAUUGCGAUUGGAGAACGAACGGUUGGUAGCUGAGGUCGCGAGGUUGAGGAGAUUGUUGCUGAGCGGUGCAGCGCGCGGCGAAGUCGGCGCCGAGGAUGCUGCAAUGGAGGAAGAGGCGCGGUUUGUCGCUCUAGAAAUGGAAUUGCAGCAUGCGAAGGAAGCACUCCAGGCCUUGAAGGCUGAUCGGAAGCGUCUCAAAGCGGAGAAAUUCGAUCUUCUCAAUCAGAUGAAGGCGCUCUACGGCACCCUCGAGGACAAAGAGCGUGAACUCCGCGAUUUUAUCCGAAAUUACGAACAGCGGAUGCGGGAGAACGAGGCGACCCUGGGACGUCUUCAGCAGCAAGGAGCCGGCAUGCCUUCGGAGGAACGCGAACGGGAAAGGGAGAGGGAACGUUGGAGUCUUCUAAGGGCAGCGAGAGACGAGGCCGAUCGAAGUCUCAGCCUCGCGGCUAGUUUGGCCGACAAAGAAGCAGCCCUUUCGCACGCACAUGCGACCAUAAAAGAGCUGCAACGUCAGCUGACAGAACGCGGCGGUGGCGGUGGCGGGAUUUGUUUGAGCGAUCAGGAGUCCCUAGUAUCGUUUCCACGAGGCAGCGUGAACGGUGCUGCGACGCCUGGAGCCGGCAGCAGCAGCGGCGGCGGCGGUGGCGGUGGCGGUAGCUGCGGCAUUAUUCCUCAUGUGAAUUCCCAGCCACCCUUGGGCACCGAGCUCGGCAUGUCCGUGGGUAACGUGGGUGGCGGACCGGGUGUAGGAGGAUCUUCCGGCGGCCAGGCCGGCGAUCGUGGCAGCUGCAGCGCAGACAGCGGCGUCCGCGGGUCCAGCGAUCGCGAGAGUGGUGGUGCAACCAGCGUUGGCGGAAAUCUCUCGGAUUCUACGACGGAUGGCACGCCGACAAUUACGGUCGAGGGCAGCGGUCUCGACAUGGACAGCAUCUCCGUGGUAUCCUCCGUAGCACCACCCCACAUAUACCAAUCUGCGACUACACCGAAGGACUGCAGCCCCACACUGUCGCCGCUGAACGCAUUUUCAAGGUCUAUGGACAAUUCUUCUCUAUCGCGAUCGGUCGAGCAGCUAUCCAGCCCGCUGGAAUCCGAACCGAGGAGGAACAAGCAGCCACCACCUGUCGUUGCACCUGCCGCUCAUUCGCGAUCGUCCGCCACUCGCGGCGGCACAUGGGGAUCCAUUUCAAGAGUAUUCGCUCGUUCGCGACAUCGGAAGACGGCAAACAGUUCCAGCGGUGGUAGCGGUGGUAACGAGGGUUCAGAUGGCUUUGAUCCAUAUCGAUCGUGGUCACCGCUCACCGAGGAGGGUUACGCCGAGAAACUUCGUUUACUGCGAGAAGCAGCCUCUGUGCCCAUGGAGCGAUGGCGAGCCCCGACCGUUUUAGCCUGGUUAGAGGUGGCUCUCGGGAUGCCACAGUAUGGUCCACGAUGUGCUGAGAAUGUCAAAUCGGGCAAGGUUCUACUUGAACUAAAUGAUGCCGAACUGGAGGCCGGUUUAGGCGUAACUCAUCCGCUUCAUCGAAAAAAGCUGCGUUUAGCCAUCGAGGAACAUCGACACCCAAGUCACGUACGAUAUCCAUGUAUCGCUCAGUUAGGUCAUACUUGGGUGAGCUCCGAAUGGUUGCCAGAUCUCGGCUUGGCCCAGUAUUCAGAGAGUUUCGCUACUAAUAUGGUGGACGCACGUAUGCUGGACCAGCUGAGCAAGAAGGAGCUUGAGAAACUGCUCGGAGUCACGAGGAAGUUUCACCAGGCUAGCAUUGUUCAUGGUAUUCAUUUGCUGCGAAUGCUAAACUACGAUCGACAGGCUCUCGCUGUCAGGAGACAUCAAUGUGAACAGGUCGACACAGAUCCUUUGGUCUGGACGAAUCAAAGGUUCAUUCGGUGGGCGAGGAAUAUCGAUCUCACGGAAUAUGCCGAGAAUUUGAAAGAUUCCGGCGUGCACGGUGCUCUAGUUGUAUUGGAACCGUCAUUCACUGGUGAUACUAUGGCCACCGCCUUGGGUAUACCCCCGGCGAAGCACAUGAUUAGACGACAUCUCACCGCCGAAUUAGAAGCACUCGUUCUACCAGCAAGAAGUCAGCUGGAGGUGGUCCCGAGGAACAGCAUCGGCGGGAGUGGCCGUCCGAUGAGCACCACGAGCGCGGGGGGUAGUCUUGGUCGUGGAAGCAGGGCGCUGCAUCUCCAGCAUCAUCAGAGUUCGUUGUCUGCCCUUCACAUGACGGCGAAUCACACCGGCACCGUCGACAGACGCAGAUCCAGCCUCAGGACCUGCAGUCUUCUUUACUUGAAAAAGUUGUCAUGGAGGAGCUCACAGGGAUCCCUGAGUAGAGCGUUCGGUCUCCGGCCUAGAAGCGAGAAGGCAUCACCGUCAUCGUCUUCAGACACCGGGAGCCUCAUUAGCCAAUGCCAGUACAUGAGCAGCAGCGUUCGCAGCAACUCGCCACCACCGCCGCAGCUUCCGCCGCGGCCGAUGUCAACUGGUAGCGGUAAGCGGCAUCGACGAGUGAAAAGCAUCGGUGACAUCGAGUACAUAAGCUCAGCCGCGGUCAGCACUCCAGUCUGACAGGAGGGUAGGCCCCAUCACUCGGGGCCUUACCGCAGUCUGAGCGAACGCGGUUACUCCUCUUCCUCGUACUCGUCGUCUCAGUACGGCUCGUACUCGGGCUACAGCAACGUCCUGGCGGGCGGGGAUCAGUACCAGCCGUAUCAGCAGCAGUCCGGUGGCAAUUACUAUCAGCAGCUGCAGGGCGGUUACUACUCACCGCAGAGUUCCGGACCACCUUUCCCAGGUGUACAGAGAUACGGUAGUCUGGCUGAAGAGGCAUGGUCGUCGUGCUCCACUAAAGGAGACGUUCCGAUGGGAGUCUCAAAGACUAAUCAUAGAACUUACUUAGCUUAGCUUUCUGUCGCAACAUUGAAGAUUUUUUGAGCUGAUGUUCGUUCCACGAAGAUUAACACCACCAUGUGCACGACGGUGCCAAUGUUGUAUUCUCAAAACUAAGAUAUGUAUCUCUUUUUUAAAUUUAUUUUAUAUUUUAUCUUCUUCGUUACACGCGAACGAUAAUUCAGUAAAUAUAUUUAUGGUAAAAAAAAAUCACAAGAAUGUCAUGUCACGCGCUUAUCGGAGCCAGAUGUUGAUCAGUGUGAUUUUUCAUAUUUCAAAUGUGGCUCGCUAUAUCAGAAACAGUACCUACAUGAUUUAAAGAGAUUAUUAUCAACAACUAAGAAUAUAUUGCUAAAUCUAAGAUCCCGAGCUUCUGACAUACUUUAUGUUUUGACAUAUAAGAAUGUUAUCGAAAGGUGACCUGAUCGAAUUUAUAAAUUUGUUAUAUAUUUAUGAAUUUAUUAAUUUGAUAUAAUGAUAAGAGGAUUGAUGCGAUCCCGAUAAUCCUUGGAUAAUCAUUAUCAUUACUGUAAACAUGAAUAUACAUGUUACAUAAUAACGAUAAUAGACAAUACGUUGGCUGGACAAUGGAUUACGAAAAUAUGAACAGUUUCAGGCAUGUUACGAUACAAUUAUAUCUAAAGUUCUAAUGAAUGAGUAAAUAUUGAUGUCAGUUAUUUCAGAGUUAUUCUUCAUUACAAGGUAAUUAUACGUCGUACAAAUAUUAGGCAGCAUAUCGUGAUGUUAAGAAGCAUAAAAGAGUCUGACCAAGUUUUAUGAACACAUCGAGCUAUCAACCGAUAUACGUAUAUCCAAUAGAAAUAAAUAAGGUAUAAAAGAGUAUAAUUAUAAUCACAGAUAAGAUUAUAAAUAAGCGAAAUAAUAAUGAAAAUUUUUAGUUCAAUCGAUGUGUAUACUACGGUGACAAUAUCUCACACAAACGGUAUAAUUUUUUAUUAUUAUCAUUGCGAACGACGUCCCUCUAUCGAGAUAUAAUUAUAAUUUAAAUUGUAAAAUCAUUCCUGUAUGUAAGCUAACACGGAAAAAUUGUAUCGUGAAUAUCGUUGAAGAAUAUUUUAGCUUAUGAAUUCCUGGUGAACGAAUGAAUGAAGCUUUAAUGACGCUUGCUAAAAGAUAAUCGCAACAACGUGGUAAUUUUGGUAUCCUUAUGGUGUACGUAUGCAUAUAAUACGUACGUUUAUCUGUACUUUUACGUUAUUUUCUAUCGAUGUAUACGUAUGUGUGUGAGUUUCCUACAACCACUUAACGGUGAAAACAUUAUCAGAUAAGCUUGAGGCAACACGUUCACUCCAGCUAAGUGUAUUAGAUACCGUGAAGCUAUAAUGAAUAUUGAACAGAAUCGCCUCACGAAGACGCCUAGUCUUCCAUUAUAUAUUCCAUCAUAUUCCGCAGCACGAUGAAAUUGAAUACAUUCCGUUCUUCGUUAUUCUCGAACCAAAAGGAAGAAAUCGGGAAAUUCAAUUGUUGCUGCGAUAAAACCCUUCUCCAUUGCAUUGACACACGCGAGAGAAUUUUCCAAGUACCUACCUUCAAGCUGCAGUCUAUGUAUAAAAAGUUUAAAAAGAAUUGCUCCUAAGACGAUUACGAUUAUAAUUUUUUUUUUAUUGCGUAUACUAUGGUAUAAUUAAUUAAUUAUGCGACCAUCGCGACGCGCACAGAAAGAAAACAUAAACAAACAAGGCGAGCCACAUAAUUUAAACUAAGUGCCAGAAAGAUUGAGUAUUCAUCGUAAUUUGGCACAUUGCCGAAAUGUAUAACGUUCGGCCCUACAUCAUUAUAUAUCAAUACGUACAUUCUCCCCAGUGUUCGUAUGUUACACUCGCGCGGUCGCAAAGAAAAAGAAAGACGAUAUUUUGCAGAUAAAAUGCACAUAUUUAACGUGAUAUUUAUUCGUAGAUUGUAAUUAUUUCUUGAUAUUUAUACGACAGCCGCGUGUUCAAUCGUCGAACUAUUUAAUUCUACGUCCAUCGGAAAACGAUCAGGACCACGAUAUAAUAUAUUUUAUUGCCGGACUAGUAUUACCGUCGUUUUGCGACGCGAAAACGGCGAAUUAAUACGUUAACUAUCGUGACAUUCGUGUACCUAAGUAAUUUAUUUAUAUAAAUUAAUUUAGGUCUUUAAUUUAUUUGUAUACAAUAUUAUUGUGCAACGCGACCAAUACCUCGCUUGAACGCGGCAGAUCGAUGUGUUCGCUUAUUGUAUAUUGGUCGCAGCAUGCGCGAUCACACAUAUUUCGAUACAAACCGUUGUAAAUGUGCUCAGUAACGUCUGUAUAUAUUUGUGUGUACUGUAUCUAAACACGGAAAAGAAAUUAAAUAAAUGAUUGCCUUUACUUCUACGCGAUAGAUCCUUCCGCGAAAUAAUCAUAUUCAGUAUAUCUAAUAUACAUUAUUAUUUUUUUAUUUAUACAAAAUCCAUUAUAUAACAUUGCGAUGCAAAUGAAACAUAUUCUUUGACAGUAUCCUAAUAUAUUUAUAAUGUAAUAUAUGAACAUAAUAAAUAUAUAAAUAAUUACAAUUCGAAA
Molecule: messenger RNA, 6861 nt
Organism: Acromyrmex echinatior (Panamanian leafcutter ant)
Lineage: Eukaryota; Metazoa; Arthropoda; Insecta; Hymenoptera; Formicidae
Gene: Liprin-gamma
Product: liprin protein kazrin
Molecular function (GO): protein binding
Source: RefSeq, a predicted model, not a curated record